UGUCUCGAUUUCUCCGCCCCCUUUUCCAAAUGCUGUUCACCUGCCAUUGCUUCUAAAUGCCCCGUCACCUUCGUCAUUUCCAAUGCUCCGUUCCCGUCUCCUUCAUUUUCCUUCCUCCCAAAUACCCCCUACUCCAUUGAUUGAUCUCUCCACCAUCUAAUACCCAUUUGAGUUUGCCUCGGUUUUCCAUCACAGAGAUUCACCAUGCCUCCCAUGAAGCUCAAGCAAUCUCCCUCGCCGCAAACCCUAGCCACAUCACAGGAUGCGCGGUUGCUUGCUCGAGAAACGCUGCGCAUCAGCGCGAGUCUUGCUUCAUCGCCGGCGCCGUCCGCGGUUGCGUCGUCUCCGGAAGCUCGUAACCUUGGGAUUGUGGAUGAGCAGUUCGUGGACGCGAGUCUGAGGUUGAUUUGCUGCGAGGAGAUCAAUGGGCGGCGGUGGAACUACGUGGUUGAUAACGAGGGCGGCAAUGGUCAGGGCAGAAACGGCUCUCUGCGCGCCGUCUGCUCGCAGACUCCUCAGGCUCCGGUUGAUGAGUUGAUGUCAUUCAUAAGAUCCUAUGUGGUGCCCGAGGGAUUCCCGGAUAGUGUUACUCCUUCAUAUGUGCCAUACAUGUCAUGGAGAGCUUUAAAGCACUUCUUUGGCGGAGCAAUGGGUGUUUUCACAACACAAACACUUCUGAAUUCAGUUGGAGUUUCUAGAAACCGAUCUGCUCCUGGGGCUGUUGCUAUCAACUGGAUUCUCAAGGAUGGUGCUGGUCGUGUUGGGAAAAUGCUUUUUGCCCGGCAAGGGAAGAAGUUUGAUUAUGAUCUAAAACAGCUACGAUUGGCGGGUGAUCUCCUUAUGGAGUUGGGUGCUGGGGUAGAGUUGGCAACUGCAGCUGUUCCACACCUUUUUCUGCCUUUGGCUUGUGCUGCAAAUGUUGCCAAGAAUGUUGCUGCGGUAACGUCAACAUCAACCCGCACACCAAUUUACAAAGCCUUUGCUAAAGGAGAAAACAUUGGAGAUGUCACUGCUAAAGGAGAAUGUGUUGGCAAUAUUGCUGAUCUGCUGGGAACUGGACUGAGUAUCAUGAUCUCCAAAAGAAAUCCGUCACUGGUGACCACAUUUGCACUCCUUUCAUGUGGAUAUGUCUUAAGUUCUUACCAAGAGGUAAAGUCUGUAGUGUUGCAUACAUUGAAUCGUGCUAGAUUUUCUGUGGCUAUAGACUCUUUCCUUAAGACAGGGCGAGUACCCUCAUUGGAGGAGGGCAAUAUGAAGGAAAACAUAUUCAGUUUUCCAUGGUUGGAAGAUAAACCUAUUGUUCUUGGAUCCAGAUUUAAGGAUGCUUUCCAAGAUGCUGGUUCAUAUCUCUCCAUAGAGCCUCUGUUUGAGAAAGAGAGAUAUCUAGUGACAUAUAAUCCUUCGAAGGGUAAAGUGUAUGCGUUACUGAAGGAUCAGGCAAAGUCAGAUGACAUUCUAAAAGCUGCUUUCCAUGCGCAUAUGCUUCUGCAUUUUAUUGUUUCAUCAAAUGGGAGUGAAUCUUUUCCUACGAAGCAGCAGGACUAUGAUUCUACACAUCUUAUGCCCUCAACUGCUGAUCUUGCAGCUCAUAUUGCGGAAUCAUGUAAAAUGGUCUCCACUUCGUAUGGCCUUUUCAAGAGUAAAGCUGCUGAACAGGGGUGGACAAUGUCGGAAUCACUUCUUAAUCCUGGCCGAGCUCGGCUUGUAUUAACUGGUUAACUGGAAAGUUAUGUUCAAAACUCUUAAAUUUCCAUUCCGAGUUGGGCAUGCCAUACCAAGUGCUGAGACUACCACUGAUACUCUCAAACUGUUCCACAAACAAAAUCAUGAAGGCAUGGAAUGAAAGUGCACAUUACACCAAUGGGACCAUGGGAACCAUGGCAUUAUAAAGCUGGUCAGUUCUCUGUAUUGAGCACCCAAUUCUGUCUCAGUUCAUGCUCUCUGCUCAAUCCAAUACAUAUUAACUGCUUUUGCCUGCCUCCUAUAUGCCGCCACAACUUCAGACGAAACAGGCUGUUAUUAUGAAUGUAAUACUACACAAAUACACAUCAACUUCAUUUGGUCUUUUGAAUAGGUUUUGGAGGUCUUCUGGUUUGUGCCCUUCUUGUUUUAGGGUUUUGGGGUUUUAAGGUUUCUAUUUUUGCCAAUUUUCCUCCUUUGAAGUUUUAACCCACUUUGCCUUGUUAUGUUUAGAGAGCAAUGUAACCUUUUUUCUGAUAUCAAUGAUAUUCUUCUUUACCCAAA
Vitis riparia (riverbank grape) is the source of this 2244-nucleotide messenger RNA. RefSeq names its product protein root UVB sensitive 6. The coding region runs from base 205 to 1719 and encodes 504 amino acids. NCBI's taxonomy places the organism in Eukaryota, Viridiplantae, Streptophyta, Magnoliopsida, Vitales, Vitaceae. The transcript has 13 exons. The record is from RefSeq and is a predicted model, not a curated record.